This is a messenger RNA of Ailuropoda melanoleuca (giant panda), 5491 nucleotides long. RefSeq names its product lin-28 RNA binding posttranscriptional regulator B (gene LIN28B). Gene Ontology annotation, biological process: pre-miRNA processing. The record is from RefSeq and is a predicted model, not a curated record. NCBI's taxonomy places the organism in Eukaryota, Metazoa, Chordata, Mammalia, Carnivora, Ursidae. Gene Ontology annotation, molecular function: zinc ion binding; mRNA binding. The coding region runs from base 237 to 989 and encodes 250 amino acids. Gene Ontology annotation, cellular component: nucleus; cytoplasm. The transcript has 4 exons.
GAUCCGAGGUGAAAUUAGUAGCAAGAAAGCAUGUAAUUGACAAAGUCACGUGGCUCAGGGGGCCAGAAACUGGAGAGAGAAGAGAAAAAAAUCAAAAGAGGGAAAGCACAUUAGACCAUGCGAGCUAAAUUUGUGAUCGCACAAAAUCAAGAUGUUAGAUUGAUGCGGAAGAUCACUCCGUUCCGAAGGGAAAGUUUUCAUCUCACGAGUUUGGAGCAGAGGGCCCGUGGGGCAACAUGGCCGAAGGCGGGGCAAGCAAAGGUGGUGGAGAAGAGCCCGGGAAGCUGCCGGAGCAGGCAGAGGAGGAAUCCCAGGUUUUGCACGGAACUGGCCACUGUAAGUGGUUCAAUGUGCGAAUGGGAUUUGGAUUCAUCUCCAUGAUAAACCGAGAGGGAAGCCCCUUGGAUAUUCCAGUCGAUGUGUUUGUACACCAAAGCAAAUUAUUCAUGGAAGGAUUUAGAAGCCUAAAAGAAGGAGAACCAGUGGAAUUCACAUUUAAAAAAUCUUCCAAAGGCCUUGAAUCAAUACGGGUAACUGGACCUGGUGGGAGCCCCUGUUUAGGAAGCGAAAGAAGACCCAAAGGGAAGACACUACAAAAAAGAAAACCAAAGGGAGAUAGAUGCUACAACUGUGGUGGCCUUGAUCAUCAUGCUAAGGAAUGUAGUCUACCUCCUCAGCCAAAGAAGUGCCAUUACUGUCAGAGCAUCGCGCACAUGGUGGCAAACUGCCCACAUAAGACUGUGGCGCAGCCGCCCGCCAGUUCUCAGGGAAGACAAGAAGCAGAAGCACAGCCAUGCACUUCGACUUUUCCUCGGGAGCUGGGGGGAGGGCAUGGCUGCACGUCACCGCCGUUUCCUCAGGAGGCGAGGUUCGAGAUCUCAGAAUGGCCGGGAAGGUCAUCUCAAGAAGCUUCCUCCGCGAAGUCCUCCGCAGCGCCGGAAGAACCAAGCAAAAAGGGGCCUUCUGUCCAAAAAAGGAAAAAGACAUAAUGCUUCUUCCUAAGUAUCAUUUUCUUUCCCCGGAUGGGAUGUCUACCUCAUGCAAGUACAGGGGAGCAGUAUUUCACAGCAGCAGCUGACUUGGGAUUUUUAACUACUGUUGAGGAACUGUGAAUUUUUUUAAACAGACAAAUCACUCUAAGCAAAUUACAUUUGAGCAGGGUGUCAUGUUUUGCGUUAUUCAGAGAAUGAAGUACUAUGUAUAUCUGUAUGUGCAUGUGUGAGAGGGAGAGAGCCUGAGUCUGUGUGUGUGUGUGUAGGAGGAGUCGAUAUAGCAAUGUAGACACAUACAUAAAGCAGGUUUGUCUUUCUUAUGUGUCUAUAGUUAUAAGCACACACCCUCCCUCACCGAAUUGGACAUCCCCAAGAAUUGAAAACCCAUAGGAAGCAUUUUAGAUGGUUUCAAAGAUAACCCCUGGAGUUUUUUUUCUUGAAAUACCACUCCCUUUAUAUUACAUUACAAUAAACACAUGACUGUUACCUUUUGUGUGAACCAAAGGCUACUUCAGAUCUCAGAGCUGCCAGUCCUAUGGUACUAAAGGUUUUAAGUCAUCAGUUUUCCCAAGUUUGGGAUUGCCUCUUUUUCUUGGUAUCUGUAGAGUGUUUCCCCCUACCCCAACCCCCUUUGAAGGCAGUACCUUAACUCCAUAUGCCUCUGACUGCCAUAAGCUUUUUUGAAUCUGGGAUACAUAACUCCAGAAAAGACAAUGAAUGUGUAAUUCCUGUGCCGAUAUUUCCAUGUUUUUAAUUCAUACGUUUUGAUUGUAAAUUAGAUGCCUACUCAGAAAAAUGAAGGGGGAGGGCAAUGUAUAAAUGUAGUGACUUGAUUGUUUUCAGUGGUAUUUUGAUACCAGCUCAUUAUAAUCUUUUACAUGUUGUCAAGUUUUGAAGGGAUUGUGGCAACAGCUUCCCUUGACGAAGUUAGUCCGAACCAUCACUUCAAGCAGGGGUUCUCCUUGCUUACUACUGAAGACUUCGGAGGAAAGCUCCAGUCGUUUGGUGUAUUUUUUUGGUGGCUGUUUUCCGCCCCCCCCCCCGACCCCAGAGAGUUAUCUGACUUGUUUCUAAAACAAAACAGCACAGGUAAGAAUAAAAUACCAGGGUUGAGAAUGAAAAUUAAGUGGAUGUUCAUCAUAGCCCAAUAUGUUUGCCCUGUGAAGGAAAUCAAAAAGCGCAGCGUUUGGUGGCAGACAGCUGGAGUGAUGGGCCUGGGGCAGAGGUUCCAGAGCCUCUCCCACCAGAGAGCUACAAGAAUUUCAUACAUUAAGAUGAAUUUGACAGAGGUUCCCUUCAUUACUCAUGCUGAAGUAAUCGAAAUGGUGGAUUUAGGACGGACAUUCAGUAAUGGGGAUAGAGACGCUUCUCAGGUUGGUCCUCAGUUAUGUGAGUAAACUGGCCUGGGACCAGUCCUCAGAUUGGUCCCUUUAGGUUUCAGUCAUUUAAAAAAAAAAAAUGUUGGUGUCCUCCUGGUUCUAGAUGUUAUGGGUAAAUUUCUGAAACAUCUCCAAGAAGGUGCCAAUUAGUUAUAAUGCUUCACAUUGGCAAUAAACAACGUUUUGUUCGAGCCUGUUGGUGUAAGCUCAGAUAAUCAGAAGAAAAGAAUAGCAUGAGUCAAAUGAGACCUAUUCUGUUGAGCAGCUUCUGCUCCCUCCCCAACUUGUCCUGCCCAGGGGUCUCAGGCAGUUCCUGCUGUUUGAGCAACCCAGCAUCAGGAGGAAAUGCCUCAGGCUGGGCUGCCAGUGUUUCUUGCUCAGCUUGAAUUCCAGGACAGUGUUUGUGAGACUCUCCAUGGUGUAUACUGAAAUAUCCGUGUGCUGUGAUGCAAAGCUUACCUUUGACGAUAUUGAAUGUGAUAUAUAGCUGUAGAGAAGUACUUCCUUGCCUUAUGUGAGGAUUGUAAGCUUAUUUAAAUUAUGUAGACAAAUCAAAGUGGCAUUGCUUAAUUUUUAGCAGGCAAAAGAAGCAGGUUAACAGUAAAAAUGCAAAACAUAAUAAGUCACUUUGAAAAUUCAAACCAAAGUUCCUUGACUUUAUAGACAUAGGAAAUUAUGGACUCGAGAAUUGGACAUUCCCUGUUUACAUAUAAAAAGUUCAGAGCUAAGAUCACGGUAAAAAAAAAAAAAAAGCAUUUUAUAACUGGACCUUAUGGGUGCAAUUUAAAAUCAUUUUAAGCAUCUUACAAGACUGAACUAAGAGCACAUACCAAACCUAUCUUAUGAUUAAAAACUGGGGUUUAUUUUUUAUAUAAAAAUAUUAUCACUAUUACAUAACAUACUCAGGACAAAGAACUUUGCUCAGGGAACAUACCAUAUAAUGUUGUUGUUGUUUCUUUACAGAAUAGUCUACAGUCCUGCUUGCUCAAAACAAACCAAAUAACUUAGACCUCUGUAUAAGUAUUAUGUACCGAUGUUAGUCAUAACUACCUCUGAGUUUGAUCAAAUUUUCCGAAUAUCAGAUAUCAGUUUUCCUAUUUUUAUUUCCCGUGAAAAGUACAUUAAAGCAAAAUUCCCAAACUCCUUGCAUAUGUGAAUAUCACUGAUGUGAGCACACGUCCAUUUACAUGGGUGAAAUAUUCUGUUUACAGCAAAAGGCUACCUCAUAGUUGAUGCAUCGCACACCUUUAUGCUGCUCCAGCCUUACAGCUGGCUGAUACUUCUCUGGUACAGAACCUUUUAAUCUAUAUUAUAGAUAGCAAUUCACAACUAUGUUGCUAACAAACACUUGUGAAGAAUGACGCAUCUCAUUUAGUUAGCAAAGUCUCCAAGCAUUUCUUUAAAGUUAUCAUGUAUUUAAUUUAAAGACUUAUGGGCACCCUUCCACUUAAGCAAAACAAAACACAGAGGCAAUCUUGGAAAUAGCUGCUUUGCCCGGAGGUCAAGGGCAGGAAGGGGUAGCGGAGAAGAGAUUGGCGUAUGAGUGUGUUCGCGCUGGGCAAAAGUAUAAAGGAUGCUGAUCUCCAUAUUUGUGCCUGUGCUGCCCUGAGGCCAAGCAUAGUUCAGCAUUAUUGCCCUAGGCACAUAACUAACUAGCACUGGCUUGCCAAGGAGUGAACAUAGAGUAAACGUGCAAUGCCAUUUCUAGCUACUGAGGAGAAGGGUCUGUGUGAAGCAUCAGUUUACAGGGGUUACUAAUGGGUUGGUCAGGAGGUCUGUGAAUUUGUUGCCCCUUGAUCUCACCCCCAUGUCAACACAAAUGUAAUCCCUAAGAAAGAUGCGCUACCAGUCUCUUAGCCCUGGGAGCUAUUCAUUACUACAUGGCAGAUUAUAGUAGAAACCUUUUUAUACUUGCAUUUCUAGUCUUUACUAGAAGAGUUUGGAUGUAUUUUUACAACUGAAACAUUUUAAAAGAUUUUUACCUGCGUAUAACUUGGAAGUUUGGUGUGCAAUGUAGGGAAAAAGAUCAAGAAACAUCAUGUUAUUAACAUCGAUCCAUCUAUAAACAUAGGCUGUUUUAAUGCCAAUAUUUUAAAAUGUUCUGGCCCAGUUUUAUUUUGCACCAGUGUGGCCCCAAGUUACUGCUAGUUGUAUUUAGUUUGUGAAUAGAAGCCCAUAAGUGUUAAUAGACUUUGUAACAUUCACUGUAAGAUGAAUUAUACAGGACAUGGGAAAUCUCAUUAAGUCUUAAAGUUAAUUUAAAUUAAUUUAUCUGUUUUCUCUAAGAAAUGUUUAUCAUAAAAUAUAUGUGUGUAUUUCCCCUUUGGUUAUAAAAUUUGGGAAAGUGUGUACAAGUGCAGCUGCACUGACUUUAAUUUUCUAGAUGUCUUAAUGAGAUUUAUUUGUUUUAGAAAAGAACAACUCAUGAAGAGCAUCAAGUUCUGUCUUACAUAGCUGACAGCAGCCUCUUUGAGAUGUGGUGGUUGUGUGACCUGUGUCAUAGUUGUUCAGUUAGAGGUUGACCUAUGAAUCGUUCUUAAAUUUUAUAUCUGGAACAAAGCUGCGAAGUUAUGGUAAAGUACUGUACUGUGAGAAACUGUUACAAUUAUUUAAUACAUCUGUGGCUUAACACUUGUGAGUGUUACCAGCUUGAAAAUGAUGGUGUUGACUACCUCUUGAAUUACUUAGUAUCUAUCAACCACUGGCACCCACCGCCAAGCUGGCUUUCAUUAGUAUGUGUUGCUUUUUGGUAUUAACAACUCUAACCAUACUAGAGACCAAAGUGAACACUGAUUUCUAUAUGUCUUUAAUAUGGUGUUUUAUCUAGUGUUUUUAAAUUAUCCUGUGUAGUAAUUAGAUUACCUCAUUGUCCAUUUUGGCUCAUGUUGUUUACAAGUGAAAAUAAAAAACACUUGAACUAUAUGUUUUUAAAGGACAAAAAAGGAGUAGAUGUUCGGAAUGGCAUUUCACUCGUGUACAGUCAUCUCGAUGGACUAGAGUACUGUUUACCUUUCUGCAGACCAAGGAUUUUAUAUUCUCAUUUCAUGCCUAAUGUCUUACUCUGUCAAUUAUGGAUCUUUUGAGGUUUAAAAAAUUACUUGAUUAAAAAAUAAAACAUAU